AUGGAGCAAAGGGUGCUAGAAGCAGCUCGAAAGGGCAAUAUCCAUGAACUGGAAGACUUGAUCAGCAGCAAUGAGCAACUGCUCGAGGAGAUGGCUCUGGAAGGAGCCGGCCACACGCCGCUGCACGUCGCUUGUGUGGGCGGCCAUUUGGAUUUCGUCCGAGAGCUCCUGAAGCGUAUGCCGAAGCUUGCAGAAAAAGUGGACCCGCGUGGUUUCAGCCCACUGCACAUCGCGGCAGCUCGUGGUGAUGUUGAGAUCGCGGAGGAGCUCCUGAAAGUGGGUACGCACCUGUGCUCCGUGGAGGGAUGGGAGAGAAGAAUCCCUUUGCAUUAUGCUGUCAUCCACGGGGAGGUCGAUGUCAUGGAGAUACUACUAUCCACUUCACCUGAGUCUGUUGAAAAGACAACCGCCCGAAAGGAGACCGCACUUCACCUCGCCGUGAAGAACAACCGGUUUAAAGUGUUGGUUCAGUUGGUGGAGCAUCUGAAGCAGCACAAGAAGCAGCAGGUGAUCAAUUUGCAGGAUCACAAAGACAACACUGCCUUGCAUCUCGCUGUCGCCAGCAAAAAUUUCGAGGCAAGACUUGCGGUUCCCUUAUUUUAUUGCACUUUUCUUUGUGCAUUACUUCAGUGA
Molecule: messenger RNA, 633 nt
Organism: Eucalyptus grandis
Lineage: Eukaryota; Viridiplantae; Streptophyta; Magnoliopsida; Myrtales; Myrtaceae
Product: ankyrin repeat-containing protein BDA1
Exons: 1
Coding region: 1-633 (210 amino acids)
Molecular function (GO): protein binding
Source: RefSeq, a predicted model, not a curated record